Cottoperca gobio is the source of this 2762-nucleotide messenger RNA. It is a transcript of the gene lrch3, whose product is annotated as leucine-rich repeats and calponin homology (CH) domain containing 3. Gene Ontology annotation, molecular function: protein binding. The transcript has 14 exons. The record is from RefSeq and is a predicted model, not a curated record. Bases 73 to 1644 code for a protein of 523 amino acids. Gene Ontology annotation, cellular component: cytoplasm. NCBI's taxonomy places the organism in Eukaryota, Metazoa, Chordata, Actinopteri, Perciformes, Bovichtidae.
AUGCGCCGCUCAGAGUUUAGGGUGGAGAGUUAGCCGUUAGCACGGAGAGCUAACAGCCAGGGACAGUGUGUAAUGGCGGCCUCGGUGUUGCUGGGCUCUGUGGUCAACACCGGACACAACUUCACGGUUGGAGGCGGCAGCGGGAAUGUUUUAGUCGGGAAUAAUACCGGAGUGGGACCGGCAUCUUGGAACCGUUCUCUGGACCGGGCGCUGGACGAAGCCUCGGCCACCGGGAGCCUGAACCUCAGCGGCAGGAAGCUGAAGGAGUUCCCCCGGAGCGCCGCCAACCACGACCUGACGGACACCACCAGGGCCGAUGUGUCUCGUAACCGUCUGCCGGAGCUUCCUCUGGAGGUUUGUCUCUUUGUGUCUCUGGAGAGUCUGAACCUUUACCAGAACUGUCUGAGGACUCUGCCAGAGAGUCUGCUCAACCUGCAGGCCCUCACCUACCUGAACCUCAGUCGGAACCAGCUGUCUAUCCUCCCUGCAGUGGUCUGCAGUCUCCCUCUGAAGGUUCUGAUCGCCUGCAACAACAAACUGGUUUCUCUUCCAGAAGAAGUGGGACAGCUGAGACACCUCACCGAGCUGGAUGUGAGCUGUAAUGAGAUCCAGACGCUCCCGUCUCAGGUGGGUCAACUGGAGGCUCUACGAGACCUGAACAUCAGGAGGAACCUCCUGGUGCACCUACCUCCAGAGCUGGCCGAGCUUCCUCUGGUGCGUCUGGACUUCUCUUGUAACAAAGUGACGUCCAUCCCCGUCUGUUACCGGAAGCUCUCUCAGCUGCAGAGCAUCGUCCUCGACAACAACCCUCUGCAGACGCCACCUGCACAGAUCUGUAUCAAAGGGAAGGUGCACAUAUUUAAGUUUCUGAACCUGGAGGCCAGCAAGACGACGCCGGAACUACCGGACUACGACAGACGACCUUUGACCUUCAGCUCCUGCGUGGACGAGCUUUACCCCGGACGUCCGUACGGAGCACUGGACUCUGGCUUCAACAGCGUCGACAGCGGAGACAAGAGAUGGUCGGGGAACGAGCCCACAGAGGAGCUGUCAGAACUGCCGCUGAGAGUCGCUGACAUCAGCAGAGAGCAGAGACAGAGAGGAACUCUGCUGGCUAACGGCACACAUGUGGAGCUGGAGCAGAUAGACUUCAUCGACAGCUGUGUGGGGGAGGAAGAGGAGGAGGAGGGGAGGAGUCGAGCUGCAGGCGGGGGGGACGGCGCCAGCCUCAGCUCUCAGUUCAUGGCUUACAUCGAGAGACGCAUCACCAGAGAGGGUUCUCCAGUAAAAACCAACUCGAGGACAGAAGACACGAGGAGACACAACAGGAAUGUGGUUGAUGGUGUCACAGCGCCCUCUGGCUCCCAGACUCAGAGAGCAGGGGGUGUAGCUGGUCCGGGGGGGGUUGAGAGGGUGAGGAGGGAGGCUCACCUGGCUGCUCUGAGGUACGACGAGGAGAGACAGAGGAAUCGAUCUCUGCAGAGAGACUCCACCAAGAACGCAGCUCAGAGUCCAACAAAGUGCAGUCCAGAGAGUGAGAAUGUUUACCCCUCCAGACGCUCCACCCACACAGAUGACUCCGCCCUCUUUAUGGUAAGAGUUUGGCCACGCCCCAAAAAUCCACUAACUACUCAAAAUAAAUAAAUCAACAAUUUAAAUAAAAUAUGUUUUACUAACUAUUAAAAAUAAAUAAAUCUCCUAACAACUAAAAAUAAUGACAUGAAGCAAACUAACACCUUAAAAUAUGAAACACUGAACUCCACUUACUGACCUGUCGCCCCCACGACCAGCUUCCUCACACUUUAACUUUAAGUUUGAAUUUAACGUUUGUUUACUGACUGUUGAAACUUAACGUUUGUUUACUGACUGUUGAAACUUAAUGUUUGUUUACUGACUGUUGAAAUUUAACGUUUGUUUACUGACUGUUUAAACUUAACGUUUAGACAUGUCUGUUGGGUUCCAGUGGAAUUUAAGGUUAAUAAGAAAUGGAAUUCUUUAACAUGGUGUCUGAGAUGUGAAAGAAGCUCUGAUGUUAGUGUUAGACUCAGACAUUAGACUCUGACAUUAGAUUCGGACAUUAGACUCGUACAUUAGACUCGGACAUAAGACAUGGACAUAAGACAUGGACAUCAUACACGGAAAUUAGACACGGACAUUAGACUCGGACAUUAGACUCGGACAUAAGACAUGGACAUCAUACACGGAAAUUAGACACGGACAUUAGACUCGGACAUUAGACACGGACAUUAGACUCGGACAUCAGACACGGAAAUUAGACACUGACAUUAGACUCGGACAUAAGACAUGGACAUUAGACUCUGACAUCAGACAUUAGACACGGACAUUAGACUUGGACAUUAGACACGGACAUUAGACUCGGACAUCAGACAUUAGACACGGACAUUAGACUCGGACAUUAGACACGGACAUUAGACUCGGACAUCAGACACGGAAAUUAGACACUGACAUUAGACUCGGACAUAAGACAUGGACAUUAGACUCUGACAUCAUACACGGAAAUUAGACACGGACAUUAGACAUGGACAUAAGACAUGGACAUUAGACACGAGACAUCAGAUAUGGACAUAAGACACGGACAUUAGACUCGGACAUAAGACUCGGACAUAAGACACGGACAUCAGACUCGGAUAUUAGACUCGGACAUCAGACACGGAAAUUAGACUCGGACAUAAGACACGGACAUUAGACUUGGACAUCAUACACGGACAUUAGACUCGGACAUUAGACUCGGACAUUAGACU